GGAGGAGGAGACGGUGGAGGGAGGAGUCGAGGCUCCGGCCAUGACGGACGGGAUACUGGGAAAGGCGGCCACGAUGGAGAUCCCCAUCCACGGGAAUGGGGAUGCAGGACGGCUCCCGGAGGACGACGGGCUGGAACAGCCCCCGCCCGCUCUGGCUUUGCAGGACCUGCAGCAGGUGAUGGUGUCGGGGCCAAACCUCAACGAGACGAGCAUCGUCUCCGGCGGCUACGGGGGCUCUGCCGAGGGGCUCAUCCCUACAGGGUCUGGCCGGCACCAGCCACACAGCGCAGCGCCCCCGGGGCCGGGGGAAGAGGCCGCCCGUGGCAUCGCUGGGGAGAAGUUCGAUAUUGUCAAGAAAUGGGGCAUCAACACCUACAAGUGCACGAAGCAGCUUUUGUCGGAGCGGUUUGGCCGGGGCUCCCGCACGGUGGACCUGGAGCUGGAGCUGCAGAUCGAGCUGCUGCGGGACACAAAACGCAAAUACGAGAGCGUACUGCACCUGGGCCGCGCCCUCACCUCGCACCUCUACAACCUGCUGCAGACCCAGCACGCGCUCGGCGAUGCCUUCGCCGACCUCAGCCAGAAGUCCCCUGAGCUUCAGGUGCCCGGGGAGGAGUUCGGUUACAACGCGGAGACGCAGAAGCUGCUGUGUAAGAACGGGGAGACCCUGCUGGGAGCUGUCAACUUCUUCGUCGCCAGCAUCAACACGCUGGUGAACAAGACCAUGGAGGACACGCUCAUGACCGUCAAGCAGUACGAAACCGCCAGAUUGGAGUACGACGCCUACCGCACGGACCUGGAGGAGCUGAGCUUGGGGCCGCGGGACGCGGGCACGCUGGGCCGGCUGGAGGCGGCGCAGGCCACGUUCCAGACGCACCGUGACAAGUACGAGAAGCUGCGCGGAGACGUGGCCAUCAAGCUGAAAUUCCUGGAGGAGAACAAGAUCAAGGUGAUGCACAAGCAGCUCCUGCUCUUUCACAACGCCGUCUCGUCCUAUUUUGCGGGGAACCAGCAGCAGCUGGAGCAGACGCUGCAGCAGUUCAACAUCAAGCUGCGGCCUCCGGGCUCCGAGAAGCCGUCCUGGCUGGAGGAGCAGUGAGGCCCCCGACCGGCCCGGCCCAGCCGCUCCCCGGGGGCUCCCCGAUCUGCCAAUCUGAAGCCCGGGCCCCAGCCCUUCUACCGGCCCAGAGCCUCCGAGAGGGGCUGGAGGAGGAAGGGGCCGGGGUUCCGGGCCGCCCCCCCCGCCCUCCCCCGAUCCGGCAGCCCCAGGGUGGAGGGCGGCAGGCGCCCCCAGCACGACGGUACUGAAGCCGGGGGGCGGGGGCGGGGGGCCGGGACACAUUCCACACCCCUGGUCCAAGUCCUGUCCCUCCGGUGGCCCCCCGCUCUUUCACUUAGCUCCCCCCCUCCUGAUGCCCCCACAGGGUGAGAUGGGGCACCCUUCCUUCCUCCCCCAUCCCCACCCCCGCCUCCCUAGGCCCCUGGCUUGUGUUUGGAAUGGGAUAGAGUUGGGGAAGGGACCCUGGGGGAGCUGGUCCUCUGACCCACACCUCCUCCUUCCCCGACCUUCACGGAACCAGGGGCGAAGACAAGGCCCGGGCUGGGGUCACUCCCCUCCCCUCAGUCACUCCACUGGUGGGGCUCCUUCCCCCACCUCGUCGAACGGCAUCGCUCCUUGGGCGCGCCUCUCCUCGGCCACUGGCAUCGCACCUUGGGGAUGACCUCCUCCGCCAAUGGCAUGAUUCCGGGGGGGCCCCCCCCUCUCCUUGGCCGACGGCGCCACUCCUCGGGCUCGUCUCCGCCGGCGGCGCUCCGUUGUCGGGGGUGGCCCCGCGGCCGACGAUUCUCCCGAAAGCCAACGGCGCCACUCCUUGGGCCCUCCCGUCGGCCGGUGGCAUCGCUCCCCAAUCCUCCGUGUUCACUGGCCUCCCUGCUGCCUGAUGGGAUUCGGGCUCGCCCCCCUCCUCAGCCCCCUGUAAGUCGUGGGGAAGACGGGAUCCGAUGGGAGGAGGGGGUGGGGGGACCGAGAGCCCCCGCCCCCACCCCGGUGACCUGUGGAUGUGUGUCUGUAAUGUCCGUCUCUCCCAUUCCGUGUGGCUGUCUCUGUGCCCAGUUCCCCCCGCCCCCCGACAGCUCGCCCGGCAACACUACAGAGGAAGCAGCUGGGUGUUUCCUCCAUAAUUUAAUCCUGGGGUUGUCCCCAAGAACUGUUGUGUUGUCCCCCCACAGAGCCCCCUCUGCCCCCCAUCUCUUCCCCCUUUCUGUAAAGAGUCUAAAUAAAAUGUACAAAACCCAGCAGUGUAAUAACCCCGGACAUCGGUGAAUAAACCUUUAAUAAAA
Ornithorhynchus anatinus (platypus) is the source of this 2340-nucleotide messenger RNA. It is a transcript of the gene ARFIP2, whose product is annotated as ADP ribosylation factor interacting protein 2. Gene Ontology annotation, biological process: regulation of Arp2/3 complex-mediated actin nucleation; intracellular protein transport. NCBI's taxonomy places the organism in Eukaryota, Metazoa, Chordata, Mammalia, Monotremata, Ornithorhynchidae. The transcript is spliced from 8 exons. The record is from RefSeq and is a predicted model, not a curated record. Gene Ontology annotation, molecular function: phospholipid binding; protein domain specific binding. Bases 41 to 1099 code for a protein of 352 amino acids. Gene Ontology annotation, cellular component: trans-Golgi network membrane.